AUGAGCAAACUUGGCGCGAUUCUCUACGGUGUGGUGGGCUUCCUUGCCUUCCUGUUCGUGCUGGUUGGGACGCCGAUAGACCAGUUCCGCGCGAAAGAGAAGGGAGCCACUGGCAACACUCCGUGCAUGACGUUGUGGGGAAUUAAGGAAGACUGCCACAGCACGAAGUAUGAAUUCACCGUUGGGGAAGAUUUUCGUGAAUGCCCCUCAGUCUUGAGGCUGUUCAGGAUGGCCGAGGCGUUCUCCAUUAUUUCCAUUUUGUUGCUGCUUGCUGCCACCGCACUUGGCGUGGCGGCACACUUCUGCCUAAAAUCUCUCAAGAUCUUUGCGACCCUGCUGUUGGUGGUCAGCAUUGUGACGGUUGGGCUCGUUUGGAUACCCAUGGCCUACUUUUACAACCAUGACGUGGACAAUUGCCUUGGAACACCGCUCAAAACAUAUUUGAAAUACGGUGGUGGCUUUGUCAUCAUUGUGAUUGGAUGGUGCCUGAUAUUUGUCGCCGUCGUGCUUCUGCGUAUGCUAUAG
Messenger RNA from Trypanosoma cruzi, 525 nucleotides. Its product is annotated as amastin, putative. The record is from RefSeq and is a predicted model, not a curated record. The transcript has a single exon. Lineage: Eukaryota; Euglenozoa; Kinetoplastea; Trypanosomatida; Trypanosomatidae. Bases 1 to 525 code for a protein of 174 amino acids.